AAAAACCGUGCGGCGUGGAAACACGCGUGGAACCGCCGAGAAAACUUGCCCUUGCAAGUACAAAGGGAAACUAUCGAAAUAUUAGUGCCGAAAUAAUUUUUCUAAACCGUGUAGUCUUAUCGGUGUAUUUCAGCCUCUGAAAAGGCGGGAGAGCGCUUCAUCGCCUUCACUUUUUCUUAUACGGCCACCCUUGAUCUGAAGCACCUCUCUCGACGACAUGAAUGUUGAAAGGCAACGAAUGUGGAGAGGGGGGGAUCACAGUUGACAUGCCAAUAAAGCUUCAGCACGGCUCUAUAUAACAGGUGUGUGAUGUCAAUGAAGAGAUUGGCCAUCCUGUCUGCGAUCCACAACGAUGGGAGGUUGAACGCCACAGAAAUGAACCCCACACCAGCAUCACCCCCUGUACCUAUACACGGGGUAAAUAUCAUGCUGGGAGGGGCAAUGUUAAGUGGAAUUAUCUUGGUAGUGUUUAUUAUGUGUUACUGCUGUCACAGAACAAACAGAAAAUCGCAAUCAAAUCUACCGACUUACUGGAGAGAUCCAGGCCUAUCCAUGGAAAUCUACACGGUAGAAGCAGCUCAAAAUUGGCUGAUGUCGGAAGACAUGUCUUACGAGGUGCACCAUCGACCUCCGACCCCAGGACCUCCUCCAGCCUACGAUGCUGUCGUCCACCACCACAAAACCUCCAAAGAGGACGAGUCUGACCUGCCUAGUUACGAGACGGCCAUCAGGCAUUUGGCACAGGUUCAUCCCUAUGAUGUGCGGUAUACGCCGCCAGAGACAACGCAUAUCUACAGGUCUCAAAGCGAUUCUGUGAUCAACCGACCGCGUCGCAACUCUUGGACUAUCAACCCCAUCUGCAGGCCAUUCCAGCAACUGACAAAUGAGGCCUCAAACACGCCUAGGCCUAGUAGCGGUGGGGUACGGCAGCCCCGCACUCCUCAUGUCAUAAGUUUAGAGGCUUCCUACUUAAAGCCCCCAGAAGUGUUUCCUCCGACGACUCAACAACAUCUACAGCUGGACCAACAGUACGUGACAAAUAUCGAAAACGACAUCGGUGUUGUUAUAGCCCGGUCAAACGGUAUGUUAGUGUUUGACUACGAACAUAUUGAAGGAGCAGCUGCCUUACCACAACGUCAACAUCGCGACAUCGGAAGUACUGAUAGGAACGUAAGGAUGUGAAAGUCGACAAGUGCCUUGAUAUGGACUAAGGACCAGUGUUCGGUGGACUAUGAAAAUAUUACUAUUGUCAAAAUAUAUAGACUGAAGGGAAGUAAAAGCACUGUCAAGUACGAGAAUCUCAACAUAUUGAACGCCCUGUUAGUCACUGGUAACUGACACUGAACUAUUGCAAUGUUACCAUGUCGUUCAUCAGAACUGACACUACAUUUAACGUGAUUUAACUUAUUACUGAUUACUGACAGUCAUGAGUAAUCACUAUUUAAAGUCUAUUUUAUUACCCUUACACUAAUUUUUUACAAUACCUGCAACUAAUUCAUGACAAAUGUCGACUGGACUAUCGCGUUCUGCGCUGUCGAUUACUCGACUGUCCCUCUGGUGGAGGCGCCUGAAAAUUUGAUGAAACUGACGAAUUCCAAAGCAUUCCCGCGCUUCAUCGAAAUUCUAGACAAUGUCGACCAAUACUUCUCGAAUGCUCCCGAUGUUGCCCGAUCCUUCUCGAUGAUACCGCUGUUGAUGCACGGUGGGGUAAUUUUGGUUGUCUAAGCGUGGAUAUUGCGAGGAUGUCUCAUUGUUACGCCAGGUUCCAGUCACGAGGGCAUUACACUAGAUUUGUUUGACGUGGAAUGUAUCCAAAUAAAUAUCCUCUGGCUGGCGUUCAGUGUGUUAAGCCCGCCCGCCAACCUUCCUAGGAAUCAACUGUAUUUUCAGCGAUGUAUAGUCUCGAUAAUGUGAUCGCUUAAGUCGAAAGAGCCUUGUACUUUUUAUUAAAUCUAGUUUCAAUAGCAAGAGAUUUUUUAUCGACACCUGCAACAUUAGCGCCCAUUCAAAGGGAAUUUUCUAGGACCCUCAUGUGUCUUAACUCGUGGUUAUCGAAUAAAAAACUAAUUCAGGGUUUUUCAUUUUUUUUUGUAUUAGCUUAUGAAGAAAUGCUCUAUUUCCUAUUUGAGUUUACAGAUCUAUCGUUUUACUAUUUGUUAUACUAUAAACAAAUUUUUUUGUUCAAUAUGUAUUGUUUUCUUGGUGACAAAGUCUUUCCGUACUAAGACUAAAUGAAUAUUCAGGUCUAGACAAUAUCGACCAAUACUUCUCGUAUGCUCCCAAUGCCGGCUGAUCCUUGAUACCGCUCUUGAUGCACGGUGGCGUAACUCUGGUUGCAUAAGCAUGGGUAUUGCGAGGACGUCUCUUUGUUACUCAAGGUCCCAGUUGAGAGUGCGUUACAUCAGGUUUGUUUGAUGCGGAAUGCAUCGAAAGAAAUAAAAUAUUUAUCUCCUUAAGUUUCUCGGGAUGGCGGCCAAUGUGUAAACCAUCCUUGGAAUCAACUGACUUUUCAGCGAUGUAUAGUCUCGAUAAUGUGAUCGCUUCAAUCGAAAGAGCCUCGUACUUUUUAUUAAAUCUAGUUUCAAUAGCAAGAGAUUUUUAAUCGACACCUGCAACAUUAGCGCCCAUUCAAAGGGAAUUUUCUAGGACCCUCAUAUGUCUUAACUCGUGGUUAUCGAACAAAAAACUAAUACAGGGUUUUUCAUUUUUUUUGUAUUAGCUUAUGAAGAAAUGCUCUAUUUCCUAUUUGAGUUUACAGAUCUAUCGUUCUACUAUUUGUUAUACUAUAAACAAUUUUUUUGUUCAAUAUGUAUUGUUUUCUUGGUGACAAAGUCUUUCCGUAUUAAGACUACUUGAAUAUUCAGUUCUAGACAAUGUCGACCAAUACUUCUCGUAUGCACCCAAUGCCGGCUGAUCCUUGAUGCACGGUGGCGUAACUCUGGUUGCAUAAGCGUGGAUAUUGCGAGGACGUCUCUUUGUUACUCAAGGUCCCAGUUAAGAGUGCGUUACAUUAGGUUUGUUUAACGCGGAACGCAUCGAAAGAAAUACAAUAUUUAUAUCCUUAAGUUUCUCAGGAUGGCGGCCAAUGUGUAAACCAUCCUUGGAAUCAAUUGACUUUUCAGCGAUCUAUAGUCUCGAUAAUGUGAUCGUUUCAGUCGUAACAGCCUCGUAAUUCUCAUUGCUGCUGAAAAUCUUGAUCUGUACACUUUGAUACAACUUCAUAAGUUUAUACGAUCUUAUUUAUUUUUAUGGGAUCUAUGAUUACGUAAGGUUUCUUGAUUACAAAACCAGACAAAAUAUAUCAGUACUUAAACAGUUGAAAAAAUAAAAGCACGAAAAAUUAAUAUACUUUAGGAUGUAGUUUUGCAAACACAUUCAAAUCGGUAUCUGUAAAUUUUAUUCAGCUUCCUCAUUUAUGAGGGAAAAAUCUAAAAGCAUCAUAGAAACAACGCUUGGACAGGAAAUUUGUUGACGACUAGCUAUGUAGGAAAUCUACAACUUUAUCAAGCCUUAUUCCUUAGGAGUUUUCAUUGCAAUAUAGUAAAUUGUGUAUAAGCCUAAUAUAUGA
This is a messenger RNA of Acanthoscelides obtectus, 3568 nucleotides long. Lineage: Eukaryota; Metazoa; Arthropoda; Insecta; Coleoptera; Chrysomelidae. The record is from the annotation of a GenBank genome assembly.